Styela clava is the source of this 1332-nucleotide messenger RNA. NCBI's taxonomy places the organism in Eukaryota, Metazoa, Chordata, Ascidiacea, Stolidobranchia, Styelidae. The record is from RefSeq and is a predicted model, not a curated record.
UUGAGCCGUUCAAUUACACUUUGGAUAUACAAAGCUGAAACAUCCAGGGAGUUCAUGUGAGCAGACGACAUGGCAGAAGGUGGACAGCAAAACCAGCAGCAAGCUGUAUAUCACAUUACUAUUUAUACAGCUCAGAACCAGAGGGAAAUUGUCCAAACAAGGACAACUGAGAUUGCUGCAGGGGAGAUUGGACAGAUAAAUAUUUCACAGGCAGCUGAACAACAGAAUGUCGGUCAACAUCAGCCAGCUGGCAACGUUCAACCAAAUAAUAUCGCUGAAGGUAUCGAUGCUUUGAAUUUAUCCCAAAAAAAUACCGAGGCUUCUGAGACUGGAGCAAUCGAAAAGAAAGAUGAUCGCAAACUCCAAGACAUUCCAAAAGAAUCUGCAAGAGAAAGAAUGGUGCAACAAAAGCAAAGGCCGCUGCCAUCUCUCAACACUGCAAAAGGUGGAAAUAACACUCUGAAGAGUUCAAUGCUGCGAAGCAGAGCAACAGCAUUGAUUGGACAAACUAAGUUUGAUAAAGCAGCAACUCUACUUGAGGAACUUGCUAAACUGCAGAAAUGUACGGAACUAGACACGGCACUUAUGAUGGUCGAAUGUUAUCUGCAACUUGGGAGAGAAAAGCAAGGUGAAAAAGCCAUUGAUGACGUCAGACUGGCAAUCAUGGCAUCAGUUGUCGCUGAUGACGUCAAAACCCUCGCGAUCGAUUUGAUUUCGAAUUCUGCUUACAUUCGCGCUAUAAUAUUGCUUCGAAUAGCAAGUGAUAUCUACAAGGCUCGCACAAGAACACCCGAUGAUGUAAUAAAUUGGAUUAAACUUUGUGUCCGUAAGAUACAUGAUGCUACAAGGUCAUUGAUAGGAGCCGGUGGUCGAUCUAAAAUUAUAGGAGUGGAUUACGGCAUAGAAUAUAUGACAGAGAUGCUGGAUGAUAUUCGCGCAAUAGAAAACGCUGAUCCAGUGAAUAAAGCAAUACAAGAGGCUUGGUGCUUGAAUUACAUUGGAUCUAACUAUAACCCGGCAGGUGAAAAGGAGAAAAGUAUAAAAAUACUAAAGAAUGGACUGGAGGUUUUGGAGAAACAGUUCGGGUCAAACGCUUCAAAAUAUCAAAUCUACGGUUUAUUGCUGCAUAAUAUCGGUGUAGGGUAUUAUGUUCUGCAGAAAUAUGAAGAAGCAGAAUCUUAUUAUAUUAAAGCCAUUGGAGCCAACCAGAAGGCCUCGGAUUAUGAGAAUGAAGCUGAGAAACAGGAAAAGAUUGAAUAUACAAAAACUGAGCUCAAGAAAACUCGCGCAAUUAACCUGAUAUCCGCAUCGCAUAUUCACAACAAAUUGUAA